Diaporthe amygdali is the source of this 426-nucleotide messenger RNA. RefSeq lists its product as uncharacterized. The coding region runs from base 1 to 426 and encodes 141 amino acids. Lineage: Eukaryota; Fungi; Ascomycota; Sordariomycetes; Diaporthales; Diaporthaceae. The record is from RefSeq and is a predicted model, not a curated record. The transcript has a single exon.
AUGGCAGCUGAAAUUCCCUGUGUCGCAGGAGAGGCGACCUACACACUUGGACUGAGUAUCUCUCAAGUGUCCGAUGAUGGUGAGAAGCGAACACAUAUGCGUUUGAGCAUCCGCUUUCCACACAAGGACUUUGCCGAACGUCUGGAACAACACUUGAGGGGUGUUGACAACGGGGCCACCUUCAACAGGGAAUCUGUCAAGAUCAGCCGCGACGACACGCGCAAGGUGCACAUCCUUCUGCCAUCAUGCGUUCGCAGAAUCGAAACCAACGACAAAGGAAUCACUUUGGUAUUCAAGAAAAAGGAGGACGCCGAUACUUGGAAAAAGCACUCGCAAAUCUGGUCGCGGAAGGGGCAACAACCAACCGAGGUCGACGUCUACAACAAAUGGACGCACAAAAAGCUGGCAGAGACCGUUGGUGCUUAA